Molecule: messenger RNA, 3949 nt
Organism: Neurospora tetraspora
Lineage: Eukaryota; Fungi; Ascomycota; Sordariomycetes; Sordariales; Sordariaceae
Product: SIT4 phosphatase-associated protein-domain-containing protein
Exons: 2
Coding region: 384-3701 (1105 amino acids)
Cellular component (GO): cytosol; nucleus
Molecular function (GO): protein phosphatase regulator activity; protein phosphatase binding
Source: RefSeq, a predicted model, not a curated record
GCUACUAUCCAUCUUCUACCUUGCUUGGCCUCUGCUGUUCUGGCCUCGCUUCACAAGCUAACGCUGUCUACUCCUCAUUGCAGUUUUACACCUUGAGAUACCCUUUGCCCGAUCGAUUCACAAGCUCAUAACCCGAUUCGAUACUUUCCCCCCAGCCCAAAGCCUAAUAUUAGACGAAAAAUCCGAGCUAGGCUAGACCACAUCCGACCAGGACGGCCAAAUAAUCCGGUCAAUCCGCAAUUCGCAUCCCACCUGCUUUUCAACCCCGCCGCAUGCCCGCCCCCCGAACUUGCAUACAACCGUCAAAAGAGCCACCUCAAUCGUGUCCGGUGUCAGUGCCCCUCACCGCUGGCGCCCCGACGUACUCAUAACAUUUGCCCAACAUGUUCUGGCGGUUCGGCGGCUACGCUGUUGCCAGCACAAUAGACAACAUCCUCGACCGCGGCGACUUUGCCCUUGAGGAGCUUCUCGAUGAGAGCGACUUGAUCCAGGAGCUCAAGCAACACAAUGCGAAGCUUGUCGAGUAUCUCCGCGACCAGGAUGUCCUCAAGAGGUUGCUAGAAUACGUUGUCGCUCCCAAGCUGGAGCCCGUGGCGGCUGCUGAAAAUGAGGACGAUGAGGAAGACGAAAACCAGAGGGGUAUCUCCCUACCCUUUACUCGACCCCGCGCCUCAUCGCGGGCCACCGAUGCAAGCAACGACGACAGCGCCGUCGAAAAGAAAUGGAACCGCUAUGCUUUUGUCGCGGCCGAGAUUCUGUCGUCGGACAACUGGUCAAUAUUCGAGGCUCUUAUGGAGAGCAAAGACCUGCUGCGCGAGUUCUGGCAAUUCCUGAAGCGCCCUGCCCCGCUCGACCCCCUCCAGGCCAGUUACUUCACCAAGGUGAACGAGUCCUUGUUCGACAGAAAAACCGAGGAAAUGAUCGACCUUCUUAAAUCUCUCGACAAUGCGGUUCCCGAUAUGCUCAAGCACGUCGAUUGCCCGAUGGUUAUGGACCUGCUGCUGAGGAUCAUCAGCUUGGAGAGAACCGAGGCUGGGCAUGGUAUAGUCGAGUGGCUCUAUACUCAAGACGUUAUGCCCACUCUGCUUUCUUUCCUCGGCCCAGAGCAUGGCUGGGCAACCCAGACCUCCGCCGCCGAUUUCAUCAAGGCCAUCAUUACUGUCUCCGCCAAUGCCUCGCAGAAUGAACAGACCUGCAUCGGACCGAACGAGCUCACACGACAACUUGUCUCGAAGCCCUGCGUGGAGCAGUUGAUCAAGUACAUGCUUGGUGGCGGCAACCCCCUCACGUGUGGUGUGGGCAUUGUUAUCGAAGUCAUUAGAAAGAACAACUCCGAUUACGACCCAGAGGCAACCGAGCCCAACUCGACCCCCUCAACCCGCGACCCGAUCUACCUUGGAACCUUGCUUCGCAUGUUUGCCGACCAUAUUCCGGAUUUCAUGAGCCUCAUCAUGAACGCCCCCGCGCAAAAGGAACGCUUCACUUCCACGUUUGGUGAUCAUAUCGAGCCGCUGGGCUUCGACAGAUUCAAGACAUGUGAGCUGAUGGCUGAGCUGCUCCACUGCAGCAACAUGGGCUUGCUGAAUGAGGUGGGCGCCGAAGAAGUCAUUGCGCAGCGUGAUGCUCAGCGACAGUUGCUCCGCACGCAAGGCCGGCUCGUGCCUGUUCGGGAGCAGGAACCCCCAUCCGCGGCGGAAGAUAUCACAAUGCGCGCGUCGCACUCUUCCCCGGCGGAUACCGGCAGGAAGUUGGGGGUCACCAACACAUCGGUAGAUGAUGAUGGCUUCGAGGAGGUCACGCAUACCACCGACGAGGACAUCACGCACGGCAUCGAGGAGCUUCCCGAAGGUUCCUUGCCAGGCCCGACAUCGUCAUUCCUUGAUAAGGACGAGGACGACUUUGUUGACGAGCCGCUGAGCUCUCCAAGGCUGCGUGUUCGCGACCUCCAUAAUCCCAUGGAGGAUACAGCACCCAUCAAGUUCGACGACCCGAACCUGGUGGUUGCGCCUCUUUCCCCUACCAAGAAGGCAUCCGUACCUAUCAGGACAGCUUCUGCUUCAGAAGGACAGAACGACGAUGGAAACAAGACAGAGGAAACCUCUACCAGCAAAGAAGGAAGUGAUUUGGAUCUUAAGCCUUCCGAGGACGUUCAGUUGGAACUUCGCGGCGGCUCGGACAAGCGCGUAGCUCCAGAAGAGAUGUCUCCCCACCCGGACGAUACUCCUGCGCCGCUCUUUUCGACAUCCGCCCGAACAACAGACUCCUCGGAGCCUAACCAGGCCACUACUACAAAGGAGGAGCAGGCGGAGACUGGUCAAAUGUCUACCGGUCGAGAACAGAGUGACCCCGAUGCCACGAUCGCCCACGACGCUUCUCAGGCCGACAAGAAGCACGAGCCUGUUGUCGGCGACUACCUCAAGAUGCAGUUUGUCGAAUACAAAGUUGUCCCCACGAUUUUGAGCUUCUUCUUCUCUUACCCGUGGAACAACUUCCUGCACAACGUGGUUUACGACAUUGUGCAGCAAGUGUUUAACGGCCCUAUGAAGGACAGCUAUAACCAUAAGCUAGCUAUCAGCCUCUUUGAGACGGCCGACAUCACCAACCAAAUCAUUGGUGGACAGCUCGCCAGCGAGAAAUCCGAGAACGAGAGAAAGACCCGUAUGGGAUACAUGGGGCACUUGACGCUCAUUGCUGAGGAGGUGGUCAAGUUUACUGAGCGCCACGAAACCGAAGUUCUCACAGAGUGCAUUCUGGAGAAGGUCAUGGCGCGGGAUUGGAUCGAGUACGUGGAAGGCCCGCUUAGCGCUACGCGAACACGCGACAAUGCCGUGCUCGGAGGUGUGCGACCAGAGAGCCUCAUGGGCCGUUCUGGCUCCGGGAUGUCUGGCGUCGGACUCUCCGCUCUUGGAUCUCUUGGUCUGAGUGGCGGUUCCAACGCCCUUGCUGAGGCAGGGUUGAAUGGAGGACAGGAUGUUGCGGACAGUUCGGGUGGAAAUGGGAUUGGGCCGUUUGCCAUCAGCGCCGGUACUCUUAUGAGCGGGUUUGGCAGUUCGAGCGAUGAGGACGAGGACGAAGAACAGGACAACGAGGAGGAUGUUAACAACGAGGUUGGUUAUUCUGAUUAUGUCUCAUCUCUUCUCCACCCCCAUGACAUGUUCCCCCUAGGCUCAAGUGAGCCCUUGAUACCGAGCAAACGCGACCACGGCUCCUUCGUCGACGGGGAGGAGCUUGCCGAGGUCCACCAUGUUAAGGAUGUUGAUUUCGAAGUCGAUGUCGAACACAACGAGCCCUUCGACGAACAAGACUACGAAGACGACCCAAGCAGCUAUGGAUUGGACCUUGAGGACUUCGAAGAAGGUCUUGCCGACUUUGAUGGCUGCUCUCCAGCCGUUGCUUGGAAAGCGGAAACGCUCGCACAGCGACCCCCUACCCAGACAAACCCGCCACCGCCAGCUCGAUCCCCCGAGGCACUGUCACCAGUGAGACCGCAACCUUCCACCCAGGAGAGCCCUAUCGAGCCUGCAUGGGGCGUUGAUGAGAUCGACGCUCCACUCUAUGACGACUUUGAAGGCCAAUGGACGAGGCCGGAACCCAGCCCUACAGACGCACUCGAGCUCAAUCACUUUCUUUGUCAAAUCAACCGGAUGAUCCACUUUCCUCCUCCGUCCCCUUCUCGAACAGAGGACACCGACCGGAUAUGAGGGUCCGAUCCCCGAUCUGGACCCUCUGACGCGAGACUCGGGCAACAAAUUGUUGCUCUCAUCUGCUUCACGUCGUCCGAGCUGUCAGGAUUAUUCUUUUGGUUGAGGGUGUUGUAUGAUUAAAGGGCGCCAAGGACAUAGUGGGCUAGCAACUUCGGACAUGUUUUCCUCUCAUUUUCCUCCUUCUCCUCACUCCAGUGGAUACUCGUGAUCAGGCUCCCUUCCUCAGGGCCGUGGUCGGUUCUUUU